Bicyclus anynana (squinting bush brown) is the source of this 1046-nucleotide messenger RNA. RefSeq lists its product as uncharacterized. Bases 53 to 511 code for a protein of 152 amino acids. The transcript is spliced from 5 exons. NCBI's taxonomy places the organism in Eukaryota, Metazoa, Arthropoda, Insecta, Lepidoptera, Nymphalidae. Gene Ontology annotation, biological process: sensory perception of smell. Gene Ontology annotation, molecular function: odorant binding. The record is from RefSeq and is a predicted model, not a curated record.
AGAAAUUAAGUACGUAUUGAGAAGUUAGGCUGCACGUUUUGUGAUUACUAAAAUGUCGCGUUUUUUUAUGUUGGGUCUUGCAUUAUUUUUGCAAACGGUGUUUAUGGAUAUAUCUGCGAUGACUCCUGAACAAAAAUCGAUAAUUCACAAACAUUUCGAAGAACUGGGUAUGGAAUGCAUAAAAGACUUUGAAAUUACCGAAAAUGACAUAAAUGAUCUAAGAGCUAAAACACUUCCUACUGGCGAGAAUGCACCAUGCUUUUUAGCCUGUAUCAUGAAGAAAGUAGGAGUUAUCGACGAUGCUGGUAUGCUGCAAAAGGAAACCGUCCUCGAACUUGCUAAGAAGGUAUUCAACGAUGACGAAGAAUUAAAUAUUAUUCACGAUUAUCUUCAUUCUUGCGCACGAGUGAACUCGGAACCAGUGGGUGAUGGUGCAAAGGGUUGUGAACGGGCCAUGAAAGCCUACAAGUGCAUGAUUGAAAAUGCGUCGCAGUUUGGAAUUGAUGUUUAAACAACUCGUUCAGAAAAGUUGAUCGAUUUACAAUUAGUGAGUAGACCAGUGACCAGUAUCAGUUAUUACCAACAAAAGCUUUUUACUGAAAUAUUUUCGUUGUAACAGUAAGUAAUUACAAGUACUAAGUAUCUAAGUCUAGGACUUAAAUUUGAAUUCGCAUUUGAAAUAAUAUCUAAUCGGAGACAAGUAAAAAUAUUUAAACCAAAGAAUUCUUGAAUUCUUAUGCAAAUAAAAUUGCAUAUUUAUUUAUGUUAAUAACAUCCUCAAAAACAUCUUGCUAUAACAUUUUUCUUUCUUUAAUUUAUAGAAAAGAAUAAUUGAAAAUUGCAUCAUUCAUAUGGAUUGUGUUUGUAAAAUUAAAUUAAAUGUUUCAAUAAUAAAGUUGCUUUAUUUUAAUAAUAACAAUAUCAAGGAACAAUAAAAUCCAUGGUAGGUAAUUUUCUAAGUACUGGCGCGACGAACUAUAGCUGAUAUAUUAAGCGGCAUCAAUGAAGGAGCUGCAACAAAAUAGAAAAUUUAUUAGAAAAAUUUG